This is a messenger RNA of Moneuplotes crassus, 693 nucleotides long. The record is from the annotation of a GenBank genome assembly. Lineage: Eukaryota; Ciliophora; Spirotrichea; Euplotida; Euplotidae.
CUGUAGCAUUGCCACCUCAGAGGUACAACUCUGAGAGGGAGAUUAUCCUGGAUAAGCUUAAGAAUGAUGAGAAGUCACUCAAAUGCAAGGUAACUCUUGAUUUGCAGAAUAUGAAAUCUAUUGCAAAAACUGCAGGAUCUGUAGCUGCUUAAUUUGUCUUCCUUCAAAUUACAGGUAUUUUGUACCAAAUUUUCAUCCUUGAACAAAGAUUACUCAAUUCAGGGGAGAAAGGAGGAUGCUUCUUGAUGAUCUUCUUCAGUGUUCUUAAGAUUGCAUAUACAAUGACUCUUGUUUUCUAUUUAUUCAUUUUGUCUCCAGAGAACAGGAGUUUUGUUAAAACUACUACAUUUAUUAUUGCAGGUAUACAAUCUGGUCUCUCUAUUUAUUUAAUUAUUUCUGAGAAUAAGAAGUACAGACAUCCAGGCGACCCAGAUACUAUUUCCAGUCUAUGGACCUUAGUAAUGCUUGGUCUAUAUACUCUAGAGUUCCUUGUAUUUAUAGUAAUGAUUGGUAACUUUUUGGUAAUCUUAUUCAAUACGAAAGAACCAGAAAAUAAAAGAUUAGAUAGGGAAGGUACUACAUACUAUUAUGCACCCCAAAUUGUUGGUAACAUGCCUUUGAAGGUCUAGUUGGUAUCUCCUAUGAAAAUAUAAUGCUCUUUAUUCUAAUAGCCCUUCUGGCCUGGCUUGUAGG